AUGGACCUUGACGCCGGUGCCGACGAUUUUUUUGCGGCUUUAGAUAAUGGUGUGGCCGAGGAUGUGUUCGCGGGUUUCGAAGCCGCUGCGACCAGCGAUCGCCUAUCGGUGGACGAUGAGCCGCUCGUCAUGAUUGAUAGGAAUAAGAAGGCGGAAGAAGCCAAAAAAGCAGCAAAGAAGGAGGCAGCAGCUCGCGCUGCAGCUGCAAGAGCUACAAGACUAGCUGACGAGCCAGCCUUGCCAAUGGAGGAACGCAUAGUAAAUCUGCUUGUACCUGAGCUAAAGGUGAAUGAUGUCAUGCUGCUCAUUCGUAAGAUGAGACAAGCGGGCAAGUCAGAUGCCGACGAAUUCUCAGAGCUGGACGCAGAGCAAAAGACAGGUGAUACAUGGGAUCAUAUUGUACACGAAGGUAGUGCGUACCGGAAAUUCGAAGGCGAAGAAGACAAGUCACAUCACGGACCUGCACCAAACAAGUUGUUUUCGACUGGGCAUAACUUGCGGACUCUCAUUUCGCAGGAUGGUGAAAUGGCUGGAAACUUGAGACGCGCGGCUGAAUUUGUCGAAAUGAACCUUAGUCAAAUGGGAAAGGAUGAACGAAGGACGCGUAUUGGUUACAAGGACCAGAUGAAACAAAAAGCAUGUCGUUUGAUUGAUCAUACGAUGAGUAACUUGGAUUUACACGAAAUUGUGGGAAGUCGCGCAAAGAAAAUGUUUGCCGAAUUUCGUGACGUUCGUGAACAUGUGCAUCAAUUUGAUGCGAUGGUGGCUGGCUGUGUGAUUGCUGCGUACAUGGAAACGAGCAAAGAAAUGUACUCGGCACAAAAUGGCAUUCGAAUUGGGCAUAAUAAGCAAGCGGGAAUUGCCAAUCUAGCGUUACUUCCGAACAAAGCUGUGGAUGAGACGAAACUGCAUCCGUUUACGUGUUUUUUGUGUAAUAUGAAAUUUAAUGCACGUCGCGGUAUGCAAUUUCACAAAUGCGCAGGAAAGUCGGAAGAGGACAAGGCAAAGGCCAGAAGCGCCACUAGCUUGACUCCUAUGGUGCUGCCUGAUCAAAUUCAGGCUAUUGUCGAAAUAAAAAAUGGCAAGACGUGGUAUAAAUGUCCUGUUUGUUCACGAGUGUAUGGGAAGGAAGACAGUUUGACAGAGCACAUGAUCCGGCACAAAAAUCAAAGCAAGAAACGUUUGCACCACAUAGAGAAUCAUACAAUUGACCCAACGCGUCUGGCCAAGACAACUAAGCUCGCAUCAGCAAACCCUUCUGUACAAGUGAAUACACACGAGCAGGUCAUGUUCCGUGGUGAGGGUCGGCGGGUGUGGCUCCAGCAUCUCACUGAAAAGAACUGA
This is a messenger RNA of Plasmopara halstedii, 1344 nucleotides long. RefSeq lists its product as hypothetical. NCBI's taxonomy places the organism in Eukaryota, Oomycota, Peronosporomycetes, Peronosporales, Peronosporaceae. The transcript has 5 exons. The coding region runs from base 1 to 1344 and encodes 447 amino acids. The record is from RefSeq and is a predicted model, not a curated record.